AAAGCACGUUAGAAUGUGCCACACACGUAGAUGCCAGAUUUAUAUGCUCCGCAGGAGUUCCCUGCGCCAAAACCUCUCCUCGGCACAAAUGCUGGAUGUUAUCACAGAAAAGCUACUCAUUCAUGGCAGUUGGUCUUCUUUCUCUCUCUACAAAUCCCAAGUCAUUACAUUCCUAUAUCUCACCAUUCAAUGGUUGGAGAUCAAAUUCUCGCCCUAGGCCCCUGAAGGAAGUGGGCAGGCGGGGCUUCCUUUCUCUGCUGCUAACCCCAACAGUUGUUUUCUCGGAAACUAACAGCUCCAAGAAUGCACUUCUUCAGAAAUACUUGAAGAAGUCUGAGGAAAACAAAGCAAGAAAUGACAAAGAGAGGUUGGACAGUUAUUACAAGCGCAACUAUAAGGAUUAUUUCGAGUUAUUUGAAGGACCAAUAAAGGACAAGAAAGAGGGCCUAUCUGAAGUCGAGAAGGGUAUUCAAGAGUGGCUUAAAGCUAACAAGUAGCACACUGUACUUCAAAAGGACAGGCCUUUAUGUGCAGAUAUGUCAGUUUUUCCAAAUGGAUUGUAUACAAUGAGACACUUUACCUUUGAUACAAGGUGGUUACAAUUACUUACAACCAUCCGAUGUGAAAUUUGAUAACUUGGGUGUGUCACAAAGUUCAAAAAAGUUUCUUUUGAAGUUUGAGAUUGACCAAUGGAAUAAAUGGAGUCACCCAAUUUCACAUCCAAUGGUCAAGAUCAAUUAUGACCACCUUGUACCAUAGGUAAAUGGUCUCAUUUUAUACUUUUUCUUUUGAAAAAGCCACCACAAUCUCAUAAAGAUAUUAAGUGUAUUUGUAUUCACAUAAUCACAUGGUUUCUCUCUCUCUC
Amborella trichopoda is the source of this 865-nucleotide messenger RNA. Its product is annotated as photosystem I reaction center subunit N. NCBI's taxonomy places the organism in Eukaryota, Viridiplantae, Streptophyta, Magnoliopsida, Amborellales, Amborellaceae. The record is from RefSeq and is a predicted model, not a curated record.